GCGGCGGCGGCGGAGAUCGAGACCAGGGCCGGAUAUGUCGGCGAGGCGAACGCGGUCCGGAGGGGCCGCCCAGAGCUCGGGGCCCGCGGCCCCAUCUCCUAAAUCUCUGCGGAGGUCCCAGCGGAAAUCAGGCUCUGAUCUCCCGAGUACCCUCCCUGCAAUCUGUCCAAAGGCACCCCAUGCAGCUCCCGUCAGAAAGCCCAUCGUCUUGAAGAAGAUCGUGGCCCAUGCCGCACAGAUCCCAUCUGUCAACUCGCCUCGAAGGAGCCCUAGGAUUGCUUUUUUCUUGGAGAAAGAAAACCACCUUCCCAGUAAGGAGCCUACGAAGGAGGACCUCUUCAAGACAUGUAGUGUCCCCAGCACACCCACCACCACACCUGUGCUGCAGCCCCUGAACGUCGAGUCCAACUCCGGGGAAGACCUGGACACCAGAGACCUAGAAAUGUCCAAGAAGGUCCGGCGGUCCUACAGCCGGCUGGAGACCCUCGGUGCCACCUCCACCCCGGGCCGCCACUCCUGCUUUGGCUUCGAGGGGCUGCUGAAGGUGGGGGACUUGUCUGGAGUCUCGCCCGUGGUGUGUUCGAAGUUAACUGAGGUCCCCAGGGUCCCUGCGCAGCCCUGGGCCCCAGACACCACUCUCCCGGGAAUCUCUCCACCAGUCGUAAAAGAGAAACGCAAGAAGAAGAAGCCGCCAGAGAUCCUGAAAUCGGAGCUGGAUGAGUGGGCCGCGGCCAUGAAUGCUGAAUUUGAAGCUGCUGAACAGUUUGAUCUCCUGGUUGAAUGAGAUGAAAUAGGGGUGUACCUGGCCACACUGUCCCUUCCUCCUCCUGUACAUAGUCCCCUCUCCCUGUGGAGAAGACAGUUGGGGUCCCCUCCCCUGGCCUUGUAACCUGCGCAUGUGCUGUUGCUACACAUGGGGGCCCGUCCCCUUAGGCUUGUGCAGCGGCAGCAGCCAUCUCUGCUUCAGGAAACAGGUCCUGCCUGGUGUCCUGCUGGUGUCCUGUCUCUAGUCGAGGCCCACUGUGCUCUCCUCCCGCCUCCCAGAGUCUCGCAGCCAGAGGAGGUGAAGGGGCUGGGGACUGCGUGAGAGAGUGCCUCUGCCUCUGCUCUCGUUGGGAGAUGUGGCUGCUCUGCACCAGCCCAACAGAAACGGGCGCCGAGGGCCCUGGCCGGCCUCGGGCUCUCUCCUCAUUGCCUUCUGUCGGUGGCUUGGUUCCCGGCCAUGAGCCCAUCUCUAUAAAGAGGCCUGGGUUUCCUCUUAGGCUCUGUAGAUGGUGCAGGAGAGAAUUCAUGGACCAGGGACGGUUCUGUCUGUGAGGCAGAAGCUGGGCACUCAGCCUUUAGAUUCUUUAAGUUUUGAAGGAGGGACUGGAGCCUUGGCUGGGUCUCAGACCGUAAGCCUUUACUCCACGGAAGCUGUUCUUUCUAGUUUUGUGUUCUGCUGUUGAGAUGGUUAGUUAGAUGCCAGGCUGCUGGAACCCUGGCCCCUGGGGACAAAGAGGGCUCAUUUCAGGGUGUGGCCGCCGCCAGGUGCCGCAGGCUCCAGACACACAGAACCCGAGACUCAGGGCAUCUGGACCAGACACCUGCACAGUCCGGAUCACUCACCCCUUUUUCUUACAAAACAAAGUGCACAGAGUCUGCUCAGCUGUAGAAGCAAGGUUGAUGGGUUGAACGGUCCUAUUCCCACAAGCAUUUUGCACCUACGCUUAUGAAGUUCUAGGAAGCUUUUCUCACGUGGCAGAAGGGACAGGGGUUGAGAGCAGUUUUAACUUUUAGCUUCUGUGAUGUCCUCCCACAUGAGGACACUGCCUGAGGGAAGUGCUAGGAGUUGAACUGGGGGGCUCGUUUCUUUGUCUCCAGGGAACCCUGCUUCCCUCCGUCCCAUUUCUCUUUUCUCAAUGCUGGCAAAGGUGUGCUUUCAGAGACUGCCCAGCCACGCCCUCCGCCGUGCCCAGGCACCUUUUGAUGUUCACAGGCGUGGAAAUAGAGGCUAAGAUGGGUGUGGAGGGCUGCUGGGUAGCAGAGAACGUCAGGGAAGAUGAGCGCUUGCCGGUUAGGGGACUUGAAACGGCGCAGGUCUCGUGGGCGCCGAUGAAACUCUUUACAAAGCCUGGGAGUCCCAGGCUACCUGUUCAAGGUUUCGCGCUUUGUCAGAGCCCGCAAGCAAGCCCCCCUUGCCCUGCACGCCAGAUGCCCUUGAGCUGGACCGCGCCUGAACGAUUCAUGUCCUCACCGGCUGGCGGGGAGGAACUCCUGGAAGAGUCCUACUGCUGCAGGACCGAGAGUAGCCGGAUGAUGUGGAGUCGAUGUCAUCGCUGCAAACUUCUCUCUGUUUCUGAAAAACUAAGACUGUGGAGUUUAAGGAAAAAUCAGAGUUUCUUUUUUAAAGUAAACCUGAUUAAAGGAUUUCUGCCUGUUCGUA
Molecule: messenger RNA, 2425 nt
Organism: Equus quagga
Lineage: Eukaryota; Metazoa; Chordata; Mammalia; Perissodactyla; Equidae
Gene: CDCA5
Product: cell division cycle associated 5
Exons: 6
Coding region: 35-784 (249 amino acids)
Source: RefSeq, a predicted model, not a curated record